AUGUCAGACAACCUGGAGCCCGAAGGCUCAUUCAGCGACCCCGAGCUCACUCGAGAGAAAACAAAUUUGUCCUACUCGUACGAUAACAGGCGCGGAUGGCGUCGUUGGCGAGUCUUUCAUCCUGGAAGAGGAAUGUACCACGAUGUCAAGCGCCGACUGCCAUACUACUGGAGUGAUAUUACUGAUGCAUUCACAUACCGCACCGUUGCUAGUACAAUUCGCAUGUACUUUGUCAAUCUCCUACCGGCCAUAGCCUACACCCUCGAUAUGUAUCGCCGCACAGGACAAUUCUUUGGCAUCAACGAAGCCUUGUUCUCUUCCGCUAUGGCAGGUAUUGUGUUCAGUCUCUUGAGCGCUCAGCCCCUCACCAUCGUUGGAGUCACAGGUCUCAUCUCUCUGUUCAACUUCACCAUCUACGACAUCGUCAGCAAAUACGACGUGUCCAUUUACCCGCAGUUCAUGGCCUGGACAGGAAUCUGGGCGGCCAUAUUUCACUGGAUUGCUGCUAUCUUCAACACCUGUGACUACAUGCGUUAUGUAACAGACUUUUCAAGCGAGGCCUUCGGGAUGUAUGUGGGGAUUAUCUACAUCAUCAAAGGUGUCGAGGAACUCGUCAACGAGUUUGAUCAAUCGGGGUCUGCAGCAGGAUACCUAGCCUGCAUCAUCGCUAUCCUUUACUUUGGUACAGUUUAUACUCUCGAGAAGCUCGGGUCUAGUACAAUAUGGAGUGCGGGGAUGCGUCUGAUCCUGGCGGAUUAUGCAUACGUGUUCGGCACUCUUUUCUGGGUGGGCUUCUCUCAUUUUCCUGGUACACUUACAUCAACACAUGUCGAACGAGUUCCUGUCACGAAGGCCUUUUAUCCCACACAGGACAGAAGUUGGCUUAUCGACUUUUGGAACUUGGAGAUCAAAUGGAUUUUUGUCGCCGUGCCAUUUGGAUUUCUGACUAUGCUCCUGUUUUACUAUGAUCACAAUGUCAGUAGUAUCACAGCCCAGGCUAGACAGUAUCCUUUGAAGAAACCUGGUGGUUUCCACUGGGAUUUCUUCCUCCUCGGAUGUACCACCUUUGUCUCUGGCAUUUUAGGACUUCCUAUGCCGAAUGGUCUAGUGCCGCAGGCACCUGUCCACACAGAUUCGUUAACAAUCUACGAAACUGAGCUGAAGAUCGUCUCAACUUCUGAAGGAGAAGGCACUGAGAUACGCAGACCUGUCACCAAAGCCACAGCUGUUGUUGAGCAGCGCGCAUCUCACUUUUUCAUGGCACUUGGUCUCAUUGGAACCAUGACUGGACCUCUCUUGGUGGUGCUACAUCUUAUACCUGCCGCAGUAUUCGCCGGUGUAUUCUUCGUUGUCGGUUGGGGCUCAAUCGAAAGCAACGGCAUCCUUCAAAAGCUUAUCUACCUCCAAUCCGAGAAGCGCUUCAUACAGCGUGACGAGCCCAUGCUACUAAUCCCCAGGCGAAAGAUCAUACUCUACAUAGGCCUGCAGUUUGUCGGUGUAGCUGUGUGCGUAGCUGUGUCGCACACACUCGCAGCCAUUGGGUUUCCUGUUCUAAUCAUCUUGCUUAUCCCUCUGCGGAUUUUACUUGUACCUCGAUGGUUCACACUUCAGGAGCUUCAGAUCUUGGACGACUUCACGGCGACCAACAAGGCGGUACUAGCAAGCUUGGGGGGUAAGCCAGCCUUGCCGGAGAAUUCAAGAGAAGAAGACUGGGGUGUGGAGAGACGGCGGAAUGAGGAUCAACAUGGUGUUGCCAGGCAGAGAGCGGGAAGUAUCCACUGGUGA
Molecule: messenger RNA, 1785 nt
Organism: Fusarium sp. VM40
Lineage: Eukaryota; Fungi; Ascomycota; Sordariomycetes; Hypocreales; Nectriaceae
Source: the annotation of a GenBank genome assembly